Homo sapiens (human) is the source of this 5367-nucleotide messenger RNA. RefSeq names its product interferon regulatory factor 8 (gene IRF8). Lineage: Eukaryota; Metazoa; Chordata; Mammalia; Primates; Hominidae. Gene Ontology annotation, biological process: germinal center B cell differentiation; plasmacytoid dendritic cell differentiation; regulation of DNA-templated transcription. Bases 2730 to 4040 code for a protein of 436 amino acids. Gene Ontology annotation, cellular component: nucleus; cytoplasm. Gene Ontology annotation, molecular function: DNA binding; RNA polymerase II cis-regulatory region sequence-specific DNA binding; transcription cis-regulatory region binding. The record is from RefSeq and is a predicted model, not a curated record. The transcript is spliced from 10 exons.
GCCUGGAGCGCGGCAGCAAGCGUGGGAACGCGGGCGGCGAGACGGCGGCAGGACGGCGGCAGGUAGGCACAGUGGGCGGGUAGGGCGCCCGUGUCCCGCGCGGUCCGGUCCCGCGGGGUCCCCGACGCCAGGCGGGGCGUGGGGGUGGAACUACCUACCGUAAUGUCCCCGGGCGCAGCUCAGUGGCCACCCGUGUCCCUCUCUGCUUUUUGCCUAUUUUCCAGCCACCUAAGUCCAAUCUGAAUGCCCAAGUCGUUGAUUGUCGUUUGCCUGUUUCCAAAGAUUGGUAGAUAGAUGCCUUUUUAAAAAUCUCAUUUUUCUUUAAAUCUGGUUUACAUGGAAAACGUUAGGAGAGCUCAUAUAAUGAACGGCAAUAGCAACCCCCUAUCUUGAAACGCGCUCUAUCAUCCCACUGAAAUUCUACCACGUGGAAUAAUGCUUGGAGGGUCAGAGUUGUGGAACUGCCCAAUAACCAGUCGUUACUGAGGGUUAGUUUGUGAAGGAGGGGACAGACUGCUUCUAAAAUUCUGUUUAAUGACAGUCAAUUAAGAUUUCUGAGUCUGGCUUGAGGGCCUUUGCUUCCAUCACAGCCCAGUCGUCCUUGGCAAGAGAGUCUGUAUAUGGGCCACAGCUCACAAAAGCAUUGUUUGAAAAAAUUUAUUGAAAGAACAUUGUUUGUAAAAUGAGUCCCAAUACAUAGGACAGACUUUCCUAAGGUGAGAUGUGUUACUUACCCAGAGCUGUGAAAGGCUUUACGGAUGGAAACUAGAGACUGAAUUUUCCAGAAUUUUAAGAAGUCUCCCCAACCAAUGGCCCCCCACUUUCUUUUUUUAAACCAAAGGUAAGAACUGGUAGUUAAAAUGACAGUUCAAAGCUUGUCCUUUUGGGUUACGGCAGCUUCCUCUAUGAAAAGAUUUGGGAGUGAUUCAGUCACUUGAGGAAGGUUGGUGCCAGAGAGAGAAAUGGCUUUGGUGCUUUCUGGUCUAGUGAUGCGGGUAUGCUAGGCCAGAGCGAGUGCCCUGGGCCCUCCGAGGCGGGGGAGAGGGUGGGGUCUGCUGCUGCCAGCUCAGGUGUGACCUGUAAUCUGGAUUAGGUGGGCCCAGGGCAACCUCUUAUCACGUCCCUCCUGGAAAGCCUGACUGCUGUAUACAUUUCUAGGGCUGCAGAUAGGGCUUGGCCAAUAGAUUACCUCAAAAUCAAGAAGAGGAAGUUAUAAACAUGUGAUUAGACUUAUUAAUUUUUCCUGGCUGGGCAUUUGGUGGAAUUCGUUUGUUAAUGUUUAAUAAAUCAUUAUGGAUCAUAACUGUAGUAGAAUCUCAGGCUUUUGAUGUUACUUAGAAUCUUGGAGGAGACCACGAAGGACACACAGACGUGGCUGCACAUGUGCAGAGAUCUUGUAACGUAACUAUGGCUUUUCUCUGCACCAUGUGUGAAAUAAGCUGCCGCUGGCGUUGGGGCGCCGGCCUGGGUUCCAACACAGUCCGCUGGCUGCCUCGGUAUUUGCCGUGCCUCUCUGGGCCUCAGUUUUUCCUCUCUUAAAUAAAGAGGGGACUGGAUUAGAUGAUUUCUAAAGUAUUUUCCAGCUUUCAGAUGCUAUGACUUACUCUUCUCUUUUUCCUUUUAAAAUUUCUUUUUCCUGUAAAUCACCAAGAUAGUUGUCCUGAACAGUUUAGAUGUUAUGAAUCCAUUAGGAAUCCUGAUAAGAAAGUGUUGACCCUCUUUCUAGAAAAAUGCGUGUACUAACAAAAUUUUGCUUUUGGUUGCAGGAGGCUCAGGAACUGUGGAUUCUAGUUUAAGAAACUUGUAGCAAGGAAAUCAGGGGAGUUGAAAGUCUCAGAAGCCAACCCCUAUGUUGUGUUCUGGCCACCUCUGUGCAGCUCAUUCCUCAAUCUAGGAGAAAUUUUUCUACCUUGCCCCAGGAAAGAGCUGCUAACUUGUUUUCGGGGAGUGUGGGGGGGUCUUUGGUAUUGGUGUUCCAUUUCUCUUCUCAGGUACCCUCUCCCAAGUCUGUCCCUUCUUUAUGAUAAACACAGUGGCCUGCUUUAGAAUUCUGGGUCUCUUGAGAUACAGCCUCUCAACUUACAGUUGGUCGUAGGAGUUGCCCAGGAAGGAAGUUUGGAUAAUAAUAAUGACAUCUGGCAUGUAAGGUCCAGGCCCUGUCUCAGUUGCUUUCCGUGUAGCAUCUGAAUUCUCUUACAACCAGUACAGGUAGUGUUUUGUUAGCUGCAUCUGGGACUGGGUAGCUGAUGCCCUGAGUUUAAAUGCUGAUCCAGCGUCUCCCAGCUGAGCGGUGGCGGGACUUGAAUGAGAUCGCGGUUCUGUCUCAUUCUCAAACUGCUGCUCUUAUCACUGUGAAGGAACAGCUAUUUAGAUGGGCUGGCCUGAGGGCCUCCUCUUUCCCAGACGGCACGGACGCAGUAUUCUAUCAGGGAAUGUGGGGCCAGCUGGGCAUCUGGUAGCCCAGUUGGUUCUUCGGAUAAUGGGCUGCUCAGUGAAGGAACCUGGUGCUGUAAAAGUGAUUCCCCCUCUCCUUCCAGUCUUGGGCUAAAACUGGAGCUGUUCACUGUGGUUGUAUCUGCCUGAAAGGAAAGGGCAGAUGAAAGCUGGAAGGAGCACAGCCAGCACAGUGGGAGGGGCCUGCAGGGGGCUGCUGGUGGCUGCAGGUUUCCCACGGAGCUUUCAGUUUGCACUCAGGGCUGUGAGGUCAUGGAGGCCAGCAUUGCCUUCUCAUGGCAGGUGUCCCGGAGUCCCUGAAUCUGAUGUGUGACCGGAAUGGUGGUCGGCGGCUUCGACAGUGGCUGAUCGAGCAGAUUGACAGUAGCAUGUAUCCAGGACUGAUUUGGGAGAAUGAGGAGAAGAGCAUGUUCCGGAUCCCUUGGAAACACGCUGGCAAGCAAGAUUAUAAUCAGGAAGUGGAUGCCUCCAUUUUUAAGGCCUGGGCAGUUUUUAAAGGGAAGUUUAAAGAAGGGGACAAAGCUGAACCAGCCACUUGGAAGACGAGGUUACGCUGUGCUUUGAAUAAGAGCCCAGAUUUUGAGGAAGUGACGGACCGGUCCCAACUGGACAUUUCCGAGCCAUACAAAGUUUACCGAAUUGUUCCUGAGGAAGAGCAAAAAUGCAAACUAGGCGUGGCAACUGCUGGCUGCGUGAAUGAAGUUACAGAGAUGGAGUGCGGUCGCUCUGAAAUCGACGAGCUGAUCAAGGAGCCUUCUGUGGACGAUUACAUGGGGAUGAUCAAAAGGAGCCCUUCCCCGCCGGAGGCCUGUCGGAGUCAGCUCCUUCCAGACUGGUGGGCGCAGCAGCCCAGCACAGGCGUGCCGCUGGUGACGGGGUACACCACCUACGACGCGCACCAUUCAGCAUUCUCCCAGAUGGUGAUCAGCUUCUACUAUGGGGGCAAGCUGGUGGGCCAGGCCACCACCACCUGCCCCGAGGGCUGCCGCCUGUCCCUGAGCCAGCCUGGGCUGCCCGGCACCAAGCUGUAUGGGCCCGAGGGCCUGGAGCUGGUGCGCUUCCCGCCGGCCGACGCCAUCCCCAGCGAGCGACAGAGGCAGGUGACGCGGAAGCUGUUCGGGCACCUGGAGCGCGGGGUGCUGCUGCACAGCAGCCGGCAGGGCGUGUUCGUCAAGCGGCUGUGCCAGGGCCGCGUGUUCUGCAGCGGCAACGCCGUGGUGUGCAAAGGCAGGCCCAACAAGCUGGAGCGUGAUGAGGUGGUCCAGGUCUUCGACACCAGCCAGUUCUUCCGAGAGCUGCAGCAGUUCUAUAACAGCCAGGGCCGGCUUCCUGACGGCAGGGUGGUGCUGUGCUUUGGGGAAGAGUUUCCGGAUAUGGCCCCCUUGCGCUCCAAACUCAUUCUCGUGCAGAUUGAGCAGCUGUAUGUCCGGCAACUGGCAGAAGAGGCUGGGAAGAGCUGUGGAGCCGGCUCUGUGAUGCAGGCCCCCGAGGAGCCGCCGCCAGACCAGGUCUUCCGGAUGUUUCCAGAUAUUUGUGCCUCACACCAGAGAUCAUUUUUCAGAGAAAACCAACAGAUCACCGUCUAAGUGCGUCGCUUGGGCGCCCCACCCCGUCUGCGUCCUGCAUCCAUCUCCCUGUUACAGUGGCCCGCAUCAUGAUUAAAGAAUGUGGAUCCCUCUGUCUGGGGUGGGAUGCCUUACUUUGCACUUAAUUUAAUAAGGGCAUUCUCGGAGGAGUAGACGUUUAAUACGAAGUGGCGGCAUAGCCCUGCCGAGAUGUCGGUGAUGGCCUGGAUGCUGUAACCACAACCUGUGGCUAAAAAUUUUAUUUUCUAUCCUUUACCCGUCAUUAUCAUUAGUUGCUAUGAUUCUUUCUGCAUUUUCGGUUAACUAUCAUUUCCAAAGACUUGUCAUUCAGUAAUAUUAGCAGAUAGCUGCUUCGAUAAAGGAAUUUGGAGUUUAAAAAUCAACUUGUGAAAACAAGGUUGUUUUUGUCUUUAUCGUUUGUUAGAGUUAUAGAUUUAUGAUUUCAUAGGCUUGAUUCUAUGUGAAAUAUCUUUUUACUUUUAUGCAUUUUAAUAAGAUUUAAAAAUAUUUAGAUUAAAGCCCCCUUUAAUGAGUACAAGAAAAACUCUUGGCUUGUUAGAAGAAAGUAUAUUCUUUCUAGAAUUUGGUGCAGGAAUAUGUGUUCAUAUCCAGGCAAACGGGUGUGUUUUUAUCUUCAGACAAUGAAACCUUCUCCUCUGGGGCUUUGUUGCCAGGAAGAUUAGAACUAAAUUUAUUUUUUUCAUUUCUGUCAUGAAAUCAUUCCAGAUACCUCUUUUCUUCUUUCCAAAUGGUUUUCACAUGUGUUUGAAAUAUUUGUACUUCGAAUUGUCGGAUUUUCCAUGUCCUCCUUUCUCCUUUGUGCCCAGCCUGAGUCAGCACCAAUCCCGCAUUCAGAACCUCCCAGUGAAAGGGCAGCCUUCAUUUUGAGAAGGUGGAAGGUGUUAGGGUUUGGGAGACAGCUCAUCCAAUCUCCCAAGUCUCAUGGUGGAUUUGUGACUGUGAGAGUUUCCGGUUUAAAAUCUGAAAAGCCAGAUAUGCCUGUUUCCUUUUCCCAGCACCAUGCCUGUGGAGGGGACAGUCAGACCCAGAGGUCCUUUACGUGUGGAUGGAGUUCACAGGCGAAUAGAGGAGAGGACCAGGGGACGUGGCUUGUCCCUUUUGUCCAACAAAGCAUUAUAUUUUUAAGAAUGGCAGACCUGUUUGCUGAAGUGUUCAUAAGAUAACAAUAGGCUUGAAUCUCCAAUUCAAAUGAAUGUCAAAGCACAUAUCUUUAAUAUGCUGAAUGAAUAUUUAUUUUUGUAUCCAUUAAAACAGUAUAUUGAUCUCUUUUAUUCUUUAUUAAAAUAAAAUGCUCUUUUUUAAAGCU